Molecule: messenger RNA, 225 nt
Organism: Penicillium angulare
Lineage: Eukaryota; Fungi; Ascomycota; Eurotiomycetes; Eurotiales; Aspergillaceae
Exons: 1
Coding region: 1-225 (74 amino acids)
Source: RefSeq, a predicted model, not a curated record
AUGUGUUUUGGGUUUAGCGAAUUGAAACCUCAACCUCCGUCCCGGGCCACCUACCGCGAGGACGGUUAUGGUCAGUACCUUCGUGAUUACGAUGCCUAUCAAAAGGCAGCCCACAGCUACAAUACGAAUAAGAAAAAGCGCAAGGCUCGUCGGCCUAACCAUACUGCUGCACUAGCUGGCGCGGGCGUUGUCCAUGCUGGCCAUGUUAAUGGGAGCGGUUGUUAG